UUGCAUGGGAGGAAAGAAAAGCACCCUGAAUUGAGGCAAUGCGCGUACCCUGAGAUUGCCGCAUGCUGCUGCGCCGGCUUGACAGGGUCGCCGGAGGUCGCGGCUUAGCGUGUCGUCCAUAGGCCGUUGGGACGAGAGCCGGCAGAGGAGAAGGUAACAAAUGGAGGAAUCGGAUGAGGGCCGCGAGGCGACGCGACGCACCCGGGGCGACGAGCGGCGAUCGUCGCGGCACGGGCAGCACCACCACCACGAUCACCAUCACCACCACCACCACCACCGCCAGCAUUCCCCCGCGCACUCUGCGGAGAGCGGGUCGAGCGGCGACGAGCGCGAGAGGGGAAGGGAGGAGCGCGGGAAAGGGCGGGAUGGGCGGAGCGAGGGGAAGCGGAGGCGGGAUGAGGGGAAGGAGCGGGAGAGGGAUUGGGACAGAGGGUCGGAAAAGGACGGAGACAGGUUCGGGCCGAGGGAAAGGGAUAGGUCCGGGAGCGACAGGGAGAGAAGGAAGGAUCGGGAGCGCGAUGGGGAGAAAGAAGGCCGCAGGGAGAGAGGGAAGGAUAGAGAUGGGGAGAGAGAGAGAGAUAGGGAGAGGUACAGGGACAGGGAUCGGGAGAGAGAUAGGGAGAGACAUAGGGAUAGGGAUAAGGGGAAGGAUCGGAGAGAGCGGGAGAGAGAAAGGGAGGGAGACAAGGAGAGGGAUGGGGAGAGGCACAGGGAUAGGGAUAGAGAUAAGGAUCGUGACAGGGAGAAAGGCAGAAGUAAGGAGAGGCAUAGGGAUAAGGAUAGGGAGAAAGAUAGGGAGAAAGAUAGGGAUAAGGAUAGGGAGAGGGAGCGGGAGGAGAGAGAGCGGGAGAGGGAGGAGCGAGAGGAGAGGGAGCGCGAGGAGCGGGAGGAGCGCGAGCGGGAACGGGAGAGGCGGAGUGCGCGGCUGGAAUCGCUAAAGGCGCUGACGGGCGGCAAGGGCGAGCGCAGCGAGAGGCGGCGGGAGAGGGCGGGGGCGAGGCGGGAGGAGAGGGAGGGCACGUGGGAGGCGAAGCCGGGGAGCGCGGGUGGCGGGGACGGGGAUAGAGGAGGCGAGGGGGGCGGGGGGAAGGGAGGAGAGGGGGCAGGGAGCAAGGGCGAGGAAGGGGCGGGGGAGAAAGGGGCGGAUGGGGUGGGGGUGAAGGCAGCGGAUGGAUCUGGGGGUAAAGGGGGGGAAGGGGCGGCAGGCGAGCCCCAGGAGUCUGGCUUGCGCAAGCUGAGGCUGAAGCUGUCAGGUGCUUCUCCAGGCGCGGCAGUGCUCAAGGUGCCGCGCUCAGGCCCAGCGCACUCCAAAGGGAGGGCGGCAGCAGCAGGGGGAGGGGCGGGUGGGGGGGCGGAGAGUGGAGGUGGGGAGAGGAAGAGGCGGCACCGACUCAUUCUGCAGGAUAACUCGGACGAGGAGGAGGAGGAUGGCGACGGCGAUGGUGGGGGUGGCGCCGUGUCGUCCGCUGCUGCUGCUGGGGGGGAGAGGGGGAGAGAGGCGGAGGAGGAGGCGGAGGGGAUUGGAGGAGCGGAACGGGAAGGGGCAAUGGGUGUGGUGGGAGGGGAGGAGGAAGAGAGGGAGGGGGAGGAGGAGAAGGUAGAAGAGGAGGAGGAGGAGGAUGAGGAGGAUGAAGAGGUCAGGGGAGGGAACGGGAGGUCGAGGAGAAAGCGACGAAAGAUUGUAGAGUUGAAGGAGGAGGAGAGGGGGGAGGGCGGCGAGGGGGAGAGGGAGGGCGAGGAGGAGAGUGGAGGUGGGGAGGAGGGCGUGCAGGUGGUGGAAGAUGGAGAGGAGGGCGAGGAGGUGAGGGGGGAGGAGGAUGUGGAGGAGAGGGAGGAGGAGGUAGAGGAGGAGGAAGAGGGGGCAGAGGUGGAGGAGGAAGAGGAGGAGGAGGAGGAGGAGGGAGAGAGGGAUGGGAAGAGUGUGGGGGAAUUAGACGAGGGGGAGGGGGAGGAGGGGGAGGGGGACGUGGUGUAUGAGAGUGGGGGGUCGGAGCUGGGGGAGGGGUCGGCUGCAGCAGCAGCAGUGGGGAAGGAGAGCCCACGGGACACUGCAGCUCACCCUCAAUUCGCCUUGGACCCCUCACAAGCCCCACGGCGCAGUCGGCGCAGCAUGAAGCUGCCGGCGCCCUCCUCCCCCUCCUCCGCCGACCAGGCUGCGCGGGCGGCGGCAGAGGUGGAGGCAGCGCGGCAGCUGAAGCGUGAGGAGGCCGCCCGGCGCCGCAAGCAGCAGUCGGAGCGGGCGGCACGCGCCGUCCAGGAGAAUGCUAUCCAGAAGAUUCUGGGGCAGGACGGGUCGAGGAAGCGGCGGGAGCAGAAGAUUCAGAAGAAGCGGCAGGAGGAGGCCGAGGAGCGGCUAGCAGCCAGUCAGGUGCCGCCACCUGGCUUCGUGCGGAUGCGGUUCACAGCAGGGGGGGUGACGGUGGCGUGGUCGCCUGACUCAGAGCAGCCCGUCAUGUUCGUCGCCCAGCCGCCACUGCCUAAGCCCCCCCUUCGUUCCCUGUGUGCAGCAGCGGGGUGUCGCAACCCCUUCCGCUACCGCGACUCCCAGACCCACCUGCCCCUCUGCUCCCUGCACUGCUACAAGACUAUCCACGCCACUCUCCCUGCUGCUGCUGCCGCCCCGGCUGCUGGAACCUAGUGUUCAUAGGUGCUGUGAACACAAGCAGCUGCCCCCCCCCUGUUCCACUGCUGCUGCUGCUGCCACCGCAUGCAGGGGUGGUAGCAGCAGUAUCCUGAUAAUAACCCUGUGAGAAAUGUGCGGUGCGAUUACAAUGGAGAGUGGAGGUGCACGGCCUGGGAAGGGAAGGAUGCGAGAGCAGGCACAGUGUAGGGUGCACUGUGUCUGGCCUCGCCAGUGGUUGUAUUUGCCCUGCUUGGCAGGGCUUUCUGCUAAUACGAAGGAUUUCAUAUACAUA
Messenger RNA from Closterium sp. NIES-67, 2915 nucleotides. The record is from the annotation of a GenBank genome assembly. Lineage: Eukaryota; Viridiplantae; Streptophyta; Zygnematophyceae; Desmidiales; Closteriaceae.